This is a messenger RNA of Lepus europaeus (European hare), 1380 nucleotides long. It is a transcript of the gene CEBPZOS, whose product is annotated as CEBPZ opposite strand. The transcript is spliced from 5 exons. The coding region runs from base 20 to 292 and encodes 90 amino acids. The record is from RefSeq and is a predicted model, not a curated record. Lineage: Eukaryota; Metazoa; Chordata; Mammalia; Lagomorpha; Leporidae.
GGCGCUGCACCCCUCGCGCAUGCGCAGCCCCUCGGACGCGCGCUGCAGGAUGGCCCGUUCAAUGGAACCACUGGCAAAGAAGAUCUUUAAAGGAGUUUUAGUAGCUGAACUUAUCGGUAUUUUUGGAGCAUAUUUUUUGUUUACAAAGAUGAACACAAGCCAAGAUUUCAGGCAAACAAUGAGCAAGAAAUUUCCCUUUAUCCUGGAAGUUUAUUACAAAUCCAUUGAACAGUCUGGAAUGUAUGGGAUCAGAGAACAAGAUCAAGAAAAAUGGUUUAACAGCAAAAAUUAGGAAUCUGACUACUAUUCAAAGAAUAAUCUUAAACGAAAUACCAUAAUAUCAGGCAAUAUUAACAUUUCAAAGUUGUGAAAGAUAGAUUUUGAAAUAUGCAUCUUUGACAUCAAUGUCUCUAACAGUAGUAGAAACACUUUUUUUUUUAAAAGAUUUAUCUGAAAGGCAUCAUAAUAGAGAAGAGGGGGAGGGGGAGAGAAAGAAAGAGAGAAUAUGAAUAUCUUCUAUCUGCUGGUUCACUCCCCAAAUGGCCAAUGCCAGGAGUUCGGAGCUUUGAAGUUCCUUCCAGCUCUCCCACAUAGGUAGCAGGUACUUGUGCCAUCUUCCACUGCUCUUCCCAUGUGCAUUAGCGGGGAACCAGAUGGGAAACAGAGCAGCCGGGACUUGAACUGGUGCUCUGAAAUGGGAUGCUGGCACCAAAGGUUGAAGUCUAGUUAAUUGCUACAACACUGGUCCCAAAACACUUUUGAAAAACAGCUUUACUAAGAAUUACAAACCAUAAAAUUUAGCUAUUUCAAGUGUAUUAAUCCAGUAUGCUUUGCUAAUUUACAGUUGUUCAUGACCACAAUCCAAUGUCAGAACAUUUCCAUCAGCUCUUUAGAUCCUUGGUGUCCUCUGUAGUCAUACCCUCAUGGCACCUCUCAUCCCCCAUAACUGCCUGGGUCUUUUCUGGCUAUGUUAUAUAAUAGCCCAUUCUAUGGCCACAUUUUGUUUAUCUGUCGGUUAAUGGGCAUUCAGGUUAUAUCCACUUUUUGGCAGCAAUAGAUAGUACUGCUAUGAAAAAUAGUGAACAAAUCUUUGUGUAGACAUAUUAGAGCUGCAAGGUUUAUUUAUUUGAAAGCAGAAGAAAAAAGAAAGAAAGAAGAGAGUAGAAAGAAGUAAAGCAGCCAGGACAGGAGCCAGGGCCCACGGAGUGCCAGCAUCACAGAUGGUGGCUUAACCUGCAAUGCCACAAUGCUGGUCCCUGAAGCUACUUUUGAUACAGUAUUUUCUAAAGCAUUUCAUCUUAAUUUUUAUUAAGGUGAAAUGUUACCUAAGAACUGUAUAAAUAGCCAUUGUACUGUAUUGCCUUCUUUCUUUUUUUUUUU